AUGGAUAAGUCAGCGCUUUGGUCAACGUAUCAGGACCACCGGAUGACGUCAACAUCGCCGACAUCAAACAGUGGUAAGAAUAACGGUAACAACUCGAAUCCAGUUGUUUAUGGGGAUAAUAAUAGUCCCAGCCAGCCUAGACAGUUCAAAAAUGCUAACACGAGUGAUAAUAACCUCGCUUUGGGACAUGAUAGUGUUACUAAACUUGACAAGAACAGCGUGAAAAAUAACCCUGUAAGACUAGAUAAUGGGCAGUAUCAGGAUACACAAGCACAAGGGUUCGCUGGAAACAACAUGGCACCUACUAGUGCAGGAAAUAGACAAAGUUUAGCGCAAAUAAACUUUUUGUUCAACCCCGCUAGGCAGGACCUGAUAGGCUCGAUAUUGAAUAAUUAUCUGACAUUCAAUAAUCAGUCUACAGCUCCCAAUAGCAGUGGGAAUACAUUGAGUAAUGUUAAUCAAAAUGAUAGUUCACACGCUGAUUCAGCCCCGAAAUCUCAGCUGGUUGAUGUAACUUACCCCAGUUAUUACUUGAAUCAUCAAGAUUCAUCUAUUAAUGGGCAGUCUACUAUUGGAAAUGAUGGUAUUAGACCUCGAGGAGAUAGCUUCUUUCUACCACCGCCUAUAAACUCACAAAUGCGACUGAAUAGCAGUGACUAUGAAAACAAUCCAAAUCAGCGUCAAAGCAAUUCAUCCAGAUCGAAUAGCAUAUUUAGCUCGCUCAUUCAAAUCCCUGGAUCUGGGAAUAAUUCUGUAAGUGAUGCUCCUCCAAAUGGUGACAGGACUAAUAAUGCGAAUAAUGCAAAUAAUGCAAAUAAUGCAAAUAGUGUAAACAUGAAUAAUAACAAUAACAACAAUAACCAUGAUAUUUCUGCGGGCGGAAAUAAGUCAAAAGUAAAUCAAACGUCAAUUACUGCCAAUAAUGGACAAGGAGGAAGCUUUCUGAUUCCAUUGGCGGAAUUUGAAGAAAGUUUGGGGAAUUUCUUAGCUUUACAGCAAGAUCCUAAAGGCUCACUUCUGGGUAUCAAAUCAAAACGUGGUUCUGUAGAUUAUCCCAUAAGUAAUUCAUUUUGGGAUGGUUUAAAUAAUGGUUUUUCAGGAUCAAUAAGUGGCAUGCCAUUUAGUGGUAGUGUAAGUGGUAUUCUCGCUGGAAUAGCCAAUGGCAAUAUUGAUUUCAGUAAUAUGAAUGAAGAACAAAGAAGAGACUCGAUUAUAAAGCUCAUAAAUGACCAACAGAAUACUCAGACUCAAAGAUCACUGGAUAAUAGCACCACUAUUCCUAAUACUAAAUUAAGAGAAGAUAUAUUUGAUACCAAAGCCAGUAAGCCUGAUUACGAGAAAGUCUAUAAUGAAAGGACUCCUAAGUAUAAUGAUAACAAUUCAAAAAUAAAAGGUGAACAUGUUUCUCCUAGUUCCUCCAUGUCUUCUAUUACUUCCGCAAGGUAUAAUGAUGAACCUCAAUCCCCCAAAACUUCUCCUUCGACAUAUAAUGUUAGCUUGAAUCAGGCAUCAUUACCGCAAAAUUUCAAUCAAAUACAAAAGCAAGCGUAUCCAACUUUAGAUCAACAGAACUACAUAGCUCCGCAAGCCCGGCAGCAGUAUAACUAUGAACAAGCACGAACCAACAAUACUGAUACUGUUGGUGCUCUACCACCUAAUGGGAUCAAAAACCAAGGCAUAUUAAAUCAAAAUAAUUUACCGAUCUACCAAGCACAACAGCAACUGCAACAACCACAACCACAACAGCAGCAAAUACAACAACAGCAACAACAACAACAACAACAACAACAACAACAACAACAACAACAACAACAACUACAACAGUACUAUCGGCAGUUUCAAAAUUAUCAACCCCAACAAAAUCAGCAUCAACAGCAAUAUCAACCAGGACAUGUUGUCCCUUCUGCAAAUAUGAAUGAUAAACAAAAUGCACCAAAUGAAAAUGAUACGAAUCUUGUUCCAGCUCAACAAUUUGUUAAAGCGGAGGAUGGUCGUCCCUUAUUAGGAGCAACAAAAAUAGAUCAGUUAAUGUUGGUUAUACAAGCUCGUGAAAAAGGUGUAAAUAAUCCAAUUCCUCAAGGACCUGAUGGAAGUAUAUUAGCUUCGCCCGAAGUUAAGCAGGAAAAUGGAGUUAUUCCUCAACCUAUAAAUUUAGUUGGUGGUGUUGAUAAGCCACCGAAAGAUAAAUUGGACGGAGACAUAUUUGAACCUGAAGAUGAUUCCUCGAGUGCUAAGAAGAAGAAAACGAAGAAUAAGCAAUGUCCCUAUUGCUUUAAAUAUUUUACUCAAUCAACUCACUUAGAGGUGCAUGUUAGAUCUCAUAUCGGAUAUAAGCCGUUUGAAUGUUCAUAUUGUCACAAAAGAUUUACUCAGGGUGGUAAUUUGAGAACUCAUUUGCGGUUACAUACGGGCGAAAAGCCUUUUACCUGUGAAGUUUGUAAACGUUCAUUCAGUCGUAAGGGUAAUUUGGCAGCUCAUAAAUUAACUCAUGAGAAUUUAAAGCCCUACGAAUGUAAAUUGGACAACUGUGACAAGUCUUUUACUCAGUUAGGGAAUUUAAAAUCUCAUCAGAAUAGAUUCCAUUUAUCUACCUUAAACGAAUUAACACAUAAGUUGGCUGAAUUGCGUAAAGAGGAGAUAGAUAGUUUACCUAAGGAUGAAAAAGAUCUACUUCACUAUUUUAAAGACUUAUAUAAGAAUUCGAAUAAAGGAAUUCUUGGUAGAGGCAAGAGAAUAAAACCCAUAAAUGAGUUGAAUGAUUCAAAGAUAGAGCCAGCCUGGUGA
This is a messenger RNA of Debaryomyces hansenii CBS767, 2784 nucleotides long. RefSeq lists its product as uncharacterized. Gene Ontology annotation, biological process: regulation of transcription by RNA polymerase II. The record is from RefSeq and is a predicted model, not a curated record. The transcript has a single exon. Gene Ontology annotation, molecular function: DNA-binding transcription factor activity, RNA polymerase II-specific; RNA polymerase II cis-regulatory region sequence-specific DNA binding. Lineage: Eukaryota; Fungi; Ascomycota; Pichiomycetes; Serinales; Debaryomycetaceae. The coding region runs from base 1 to 2784 and encodes 927 amino acids.